AUGCCAAUCGAUCUCGAUAAAGAAGCGCGGAAGAAACAACUCCAGCGAGAAAUUGCCAUCGAUGUUGGACUGAAAACCGACAUCCAAAACGGCAAACUGGCGCGAGUCGAAUUGGAUCCCGACAACUACAAAGAUGUUUCCCUCGAUCCGGACUAUAUCAAAGCCAAGGCCAAGAAAGAACGCAUCGAAGAAGGACGACUUGUCCAGAAAUCGCUCGUCGAUCAAUUUGCAAAGACCUCCGAUUCCCAAACCAAAAUCUUGAAUGAGAUUCUAUCCGUCGCUAAACCAUUGGCGAUUUUACCGGCCGGAAAUGAGGAUGCGCUGAUGCCGGUGAUCGGUGCCAACGGACAACUGAAUCCGGAUGCACCGCUGGACAUGGCCAUCCAAUUCACCCACAAAUCGUUGAGUGACCAAAUUGCGGAUUUAACGCAGGCACUCAACUCCGCACCAUCGGGAGUUCUUCGAGAGGAUGAUGAGGAAUUAUACGAUGCGUAUGUGCUCAAACUACAACAAACGCUGGACCGAAAGCGACAGGAUUUAGAACUGACGGAAUUUAUCGCCGGAAAAGUCAAGCUCGGAGUAACACCGCCGGAAGGGAAGAUGGAAGAAUUUCGACAACUGGUGACGGAUAACAUUGUGAAAAAUGUGCCGGUCAAUGCGACGGCGGAACAAAAAGAAAUUGCUAAUGCGAUCGCCCGGUUUUCGAUAAAGCGUGAGCGAUUGCAAACCAAGGGUCGAGUGGCACAAAAUUUGGAUUAUGACACAGCAUUUGCCUCUCGGUAUGAAGACGAUCCCGACAAAAAGUAUUUGGUCGAUGCCACCAAGUAUUGGUUCCCAAAUGCCGAAGUCCCGUGUUUUAUGUACAUGUCGUCGGAAGGGAUUUUAGUUCAGCGGAAUAUGGAUGGAGAUUUAGUGACUGGUUUCAAACCGACUCCGGGAUUAGUUCGCCUACUGUUCGGCACCAAUCAAGAAAUUCUGGGUCAAAAAGAACCAACUGCCAGUUCCUCGAAAAACCAAGGAGGUAUCCACGUCGUCCGAGGCCUCGGAGUCACCGGAAGGGGAUCACCAGUGAUUCCGUUCGGAAACAAUAAGUUUGAGCACCUGUCGGACGAGGAAGCCAUCAUGCUGAACAAAUUAUUCACAUCCGCCGGAGUCACGCCGUCCCCAUCGCAAGCGAAAGAGUUGGCUCGCACCAACGGCGGACGCGUUUUUGUGGAGUCGAUUAAGGAUUUGCGAGCGAAACUGAGUGUCUUGCUCGGUGAAGUUCAAGCGGGAAAUACGUCGGUCGAGGUCAAAAACGAUAUUGCGAACAUCGCCAAUUUCUUGAACAGCAGAAAAGUAUUGGCCAAGAAAAAGCUUGCGGAAAUCCUGGAGUUUAUUCAUAAUGCGGUGAUUCCGUAUUCCUGGACCAAUAUCAGUGCCGAGUUGGGGAACAAUACGUAUCAGUACAACAACGGCUCGACACUCCGGACCGUCACCAUGCCGGACGGAAUGUAUUCGUAUGAAGCGAUGGAUCAGUAUUUACGCGCCACCAUGGAUUCGAAUAGCGAUUACGACACGGAUGUGAAUGGGUUCCGAGUGUAUCAUAUUCGAUUCUACACCAACACGGUGCUGAACAAAUUAUCGGUGGUGAUUGAUGGUGGAUAUUCGUUGAUCAUUCCGAAUACUCCGUUCAAAGUGACCACCGGAUUAACUCCCGGAACAUACACGACGUCGGUCAGUUCGCAAACGUUACCGGUGAUCAAUACUGCGAAUCAAGUGUCGCUUCGAUGCUCCCUCGUCAGUAAUCCAUAUGCCAAUCCGGAUGAACUGUUUCGAUUUUCACCCGAUGUUCCACCGACCGACAUUAUUCAUUUGGAACCGGUCAAUCUACAAUGGACGCCGUGUAGCAAUGGAGGAUUCCGAGAGAUUUCGAUUUCGGUGCAUGACGAGAAUGGAACCCCCAUCACCUUGGUCGAUAAAAAGAUCAGUUACACUUUGAAAUUCCGAGUCCCGAUCGUUCCGGAAAAGAUCUGA
Molecule: messenger RNA, 2016 nt
Organism: Capsaspora owczarzaki ATCC 30864
Lineage: Eukaryota; Filasterea; Ministeriida; Capsasporidae
Exons: 4
Coding region: 1-2016 (671 amino acids)
Source: RefSeq, a predicted model, not a curated record